Messenger RNA from Lactuca virosa, 630 nucleotides. The record is from the annotation of a GenBank genome assembly. Lineage: Eukaryota; Viridiplantae; Streptophyta; Magnoliopsida; Asterales; Asteraceae.
AUGAAGUUGCUUGAGAAGAUGGGGUAUAGAGGAGGUGGGCUAGGGAAGAAUGCACAAGGUAUUGUUGCUCCGAUUGAAGUAAAGUUGCGUCCCAAGAAUAUGGGAAUUGGGUUCAAUGAUUAUAAAGAGCAGGAACCAAUCGAGGAGAUUAAGGUUUUUCCCCAAAAAGAGAAGACGUGGUUAAAACAAGGUGUUUUAAAAAAGAAGGAAAAAGAGUACAUAACCGCAGAGGAGCUGUUGAUGAAGAAGCAAGAACAAGGGUUGGAUGUUGUUGAGAAAGUGUUUGACAUGAGGGGACCACAAGUUCGGGUGAUGACAAGUUUAGAGAAUCUGAAUGCCGAAGAAGAACAAGAAGAAGAAAAGUCAAGCCCCAUCCAACAUAAUAUAAGAUUGAUUGUUGCCUGGGCUAAACUUGAUAUGAAGAAGAUUAUGUGGGACUUGAGAAAAGAGAAAGAGACGGUUGUGACUUUGCAAAAAGAAAAGGAGAAGCUAAAAGAUGAUGCCACCCGUCAGAAAAAACAACUUGAUAGCAUGGAAGAGAUGGUGUAUGUGGUGGAACGGUUGACAAAGGAGAGCUUGUUAGGGACAUUGACUUUAGAGUCUGUUUCCAUGUCAUUCGGGGACUUAUAG